Quercus lobata is the source of this 4119-nucleotide messenger RNA. RefSeq lists its product as uncharacterized. The transcript has 3 exons. The coding region runs from base 782 to 3508 and encodes 908 amino acids. The record is from RefSeq and is a predicted model, not a curated record. Lineage: Eukaryota; Viridiplantae; Streptophyta; Magnoliopsida; Fagales; Fagaceae.
UGUGUAGUGGGUUUGAGACUAUUAUUGUUCUUGAUCUUUGUUAGUUUCAUUUUGAAUACAUGAAUGCACUAAUAUUCCUUGCCUGAAUUUCUUCCCAUUGUUGUGAAUGAUUUCAGUGAGUCUGCUUAAGAGCUAAUUUUAGAAGUAUAAAUAUAACUGAGCAGCAAUUCUUAAGACUUUACUUUUCAUUUUGCAAAUAGCAUAGAUUUGCAUAUGUGCAUAUUCAGAGGUUAGAAGGGAACUCCAUUUUCCUUGCUUGAACUUCUUUCGAAAGUACUAACUAUUUUUGAAAAAUGGUGUUAAGUUUACGUUUUAAGAAAUUUUGCCAGAAAUUAGACUCUUUUCUGUUUAGUUUCAUUUCAUGUUCCUCUGUAUUUGGUUUAGAAACUGUUGAUUCUUACUCAAGUCGCAAGAUUUACAUCAACCACAAAUGAAUACCUCUAUUAAUGCAGGAAAAUUUGGGGAUUCAUGCCAGGAAGGACAAACUGGGUGUGGUCAGUAGAGGAAGUGAGAGAUCAUAGAGAGAAGAAUGGUGGUGGAGUCCAGCUAAGGUGCAUAUGUGGAAGUGCCAUGUAGAAGAUGCUAGAGAGGGGUUGUGCUCAGGAUCAACAGCCAACAAAGAACCUUUGUGAAAGAUGAAACAUCAAAAAAUCUCACCCUUUUGUCAUUAAGGAGGGGUUGUUGACAUUUUACAUUCAGCUGUUUGCUUCAACUGGAUGACUCAAUUCCAUCUUUAAUUGUGUAAGAAAUUGUUUGAAAUCUGUAUUUAAAAGCAAGGGAAAUGGAGGACAUCUAUAAAGGGUUAGAUGAAGUCAAAGCAGAGAUGAAGAAACUAAAGGCAGAUUACAGAUUUAAAACAGAACUUUCUGAGAGCUUAAAAAGAGCACACAAUGAACUGUUACACAAGUAUCAAGAAGCUAAGAAGCAGAUUGAGAAGCAAGCUCAAAAAUUAAAUGCCAAGUCUGAGGAGAUAUCUGAAGCAAGGAAAAUUCAUGAAGACUUCACAUCUGUCUCGCAUCAAAAAAAAAUUUCUCAUAGGCAUUCGAGGUCUAUGAAUGAAAAACUCCGAGGUGAUUGUGGGCAGAAAUGGCAACAGUUGGAAGGAGAUAUUAGAGUGUGGGUGUUGGCUUUAAAUGAAGUGAUGGCUAGAAACAAAGAAUUGGAGCUCAAUGUUUGUGAAAGGUAUAAGGAGAUUGAGGGCCUUAAAAGACUCUUACUGGUUUCAGAGAGAAAGUGUUUUGAAGCAGAACAAAAGGCUCAAAAAGCCAUUGAACUAAGGCAGAGAGAUGAUAUGAUACUAACAUUGGACAAGACAGACGGAGAUGUUCAAAAUCAGUUGAAAUGGAAGAGUGAGCAGUUUAAACAUCUUGAAGAAGCUUAUAAAGGGUUUCGAGACCAGUUGCUGUUGAGCAAGGAAGAGUGGGAGAAGGGGAAACCAGCAUUGCUAGAAGAUAUCUCAUCAUUGCAGACAAGCUUAGAUUCUCGAACUAGAAUCUUGGAAGGUCUUCAAACACGUUUAGAGACGUGCAACCAAGUAUCUGAUUUCAAGUCAAGUUUUGAUGAUGUCUUCGCCCAGUGUGAAGAAGAGAAGUCAAAGAUCCAGAACCUGACUGUUCAGAGGGAUGAAGAGAUUGCACGGGUAAUAAAUUCAUUGGAAAGAAAAGGAACACUCGCAAAAGAAAUUGAGCUUAGAAUUGUUCACCUAGAGCAAGAGAAUCAGGUCCUCGGAGAAUCUCUCAAAGAACUUCGGGAAGCUCAAAUUAGGAAUGCUGGAGCCACAUCUUCACUAACAACGCUGCUCAACAAGCUGAUAGGCUUGGAGCAGGUACAUAGCAACUUUUCCAAUAAUUUGAAAGCAAAAGAAUCAGAAUGGAUUUUUCUGAUGGAAAACAUGAGAACAUAUGUAGAUAGUUGUAAAUUUGAACUGAAAGAUAAUGAGAAACGAAUACAGGAGCUUCAGAUGGACCUUGAAAAUUGCCAUUCUACGAUUAAGGUUUUGAGCAAAGAGAUUUUUAUGCUAUGCAUGACCUUAAAAUCAGAAAUUUCAGAGGCGUACUCCAAAAUGCUUUAUGCAAAAGCUGAAAUGGAGCUGCAUGACAAAGAGAAGGAAGAUAAAUUUUCCUUUCUUAUAGAGAAGUUAAUUUUGAAUAAAUCUUAUCUUGAUCUUGGGCCAGAAAACAAGGAAUUGGCAUCCUUGGGGGUCGAUUCCUUGGAAUGUAUGCAGGUUUCCAAGAACAACGAGGUUCAAAGGUAUAAGAAAAUGCUUGAGGAAUCAUCUGAAUGCCAACUUCAGUUGAAAAAGCAAGUUCUGCAAAUGGAAAGUGCACUAGAAAAUGAGAAAAGAGGUGCCUUUGAGGCUUUAGAGAAGGCAAAUCUUGAAUUGGCAAUUCAUGAAGCCAGUCUGUUAGAAAAUGAAUUACAGAAUUGGACGUCUGAUGCUGAAAGCCCAAAAGUCUGCCUUGAUGAAAAUCAGGAAACCUAUAAACAACUGGAGACUUCCCUCAUUGCACAGGCCAAGCUUGAGCAAAUGCUUAAGAAUGAGAAAGAAAGCUUAAUCUGCAUUGCCAAAGAGCAAGAGAAAAGAAUUGAAGGUCUUCAGCGACAUAUUUUUUCACUGGGAGCUAAAAUUGCAGCCAAAACUGAGGAAUUGGAAGCCUCCAUAAAGGACAAAGACAGCAUUCUCCUAGUUACUGAAGAGAAGGAAAUUUGCAUAGAAAAUCUUCAGAAAGAUAUUACUUUCCUGAAGCAAGAGUCCAAGAGAAGAGAAGCGGAAGCUGCAGUUCUUGGAAGGCAGGCUGCAGAGAAAGCCUUUGAGGAAAAGAAAGAGAGGCAUUUGCAGAUUAUGAAUGAGAAAGACCAGAUCAUAAAAGAUCUUCAAAUACUGGCUAUUUCAUUGCAACAAGAUCUUGAAAGUGCAGUGAUCUCCUGUUUUCCAGAGCUCAUAGAAAAGCAUGUCCAAAUUGUUGUUCUUGGUGAAGCUAUAAAGAAUACCGAGUAUCUAACAAAGCUUGAGAUUGAAGAGAAGAACAAAAUAAUUGCCAAUUUGGAAAAAGAAACUUGUAAUUUACGACAGAAACUGGCAAAUGAGGAGGAAUAUUUGCUUUGUUCAAGACGAGAGGAGGAGCAGCUUCAAGCAUUACUGGAAACCAACAAGUUGGAAAUUGAAAAGUUAAUGGCUGAGAAGAGGAGCAUGGAGGGCUUAGUUAAAGAGCUCAAGUUUGAAAAGGGAAUUCUGCUUCAAGACAGUAUGAAGUUAUCAAUAGAAAGAGAGGAUCUUUUGGUUCAUAUUCAGGAAAUUUGUGAUCGGAUUGGUGAGUUUUCUUUUGAGGAUGUGAAACUGAUGAAAAAUUUAGGAAGAAUAUUGGAGAAUUCUGUGGAAGAGACUGUAGGAGAAACAGAUUUGAUGGAGGAUGGAGAGCUCUAUGAUUCUACCAGAGAGAAUACAGACACUUGUUUCUUGGCAAAACAAAGAAACCUGAAGCAGGUGGUGAUGAAAGAUUGCCACUAAAAGAGGUCAACCAUUGACAGCUAUAAUUAGGAGAAAAUUUUAUGUCCUGAAGAAUAUGCCACAAGGAGUUGAUAGGUCUCUGGAUGAACAAGAAGCAACACAUUAGUAGAAACUAGAAGGGGUUUUGGUCAUUUCCAUUUCCCCAUAAGACAAACCAAAUUCUGAAGAAAGAAAAAAAAAAUACACGUUGGUAGACGUGUUACAGUUGUUUUCCCUACAAUUUCUAUGCAAGCUGCAAAAUACGUGUGAUCACAUUGACAUGAAAACUAGGUUUGAUGCCCUCAAGGUUGUCCUACAUAUAUUUCACAUAAAGUUUCAAAAUCCCAGUUUCAAAUAUCCAUCAGCAUCCAUGUUCUUCAACUAAAAAAAGAGAGUCCAAACUCCAAAGACAUUCUAAGUGCUAGCAAUUUUUAACACUAGAAAUGAGUCGUAAUAAUAGCCAAAGACAUUUCGACUUGUGGAUUCUUAUUCAUUAGAAAUGAGCUGUCAUAAUAGCCAAAGACAUUUCUGACUUGUUGGUUCUUUAUUCACUUUGCUUUAUUCCGAAGGAACAAUAUUCUCUGUUAUGUGCUUAUGUUUGCUUUAUUCCGAAGGAACAAUAUUCUCUGUCA